AUGCUGUCCCUGUUCUCCGGCACAGAGAUCGAAAGGCAGAGGUUCAUGCGCACCAGCCAGUCCCUGCACAACUCCCUGCAAGGAUACAUCUCGGCCACCCGCAUGCUGCUCCGCAUCCUCAACCAGCACCUUGACAUCAGCGUGCCUUUCAAACUGGUGGGGGGCAGCGUCGGUGUGGGAGAGAACCUGGAGUGCCUGGUGUGGAUAGCGCAGGAGAUACACGCCGCGGCGGAGCAGACGGACAGACACGUGCGGAAGAACGCCAGCCGGGACCUGUAUGCCCGCAUGGCCUCCCCCCACACCUCGCUGCAGGAGAAGGGGGCCAUCGUCCGGGACUUCCACCAGGCCACCAUGGGGAUCUUCGGCAGCGCCGUGCGCUGGCAGCUCGCCCUGAUGGGCCCGUUUCAUGAUUUCAGCCCAAAGCAGGGCGUUUACACGGCGUCUGCUCCAAGCAGCUCCUGGUUCAGGUGGGUGGCCGGGGGCUGCAGGGGAGAGCUAGUGGCUGAUCUGGGUCCCCUCAUUCCCGUCCAGGGCGUCACCUCAUUCCGCUGCCCACGCUGCCCGGACACCCCUUGGCUCUGGCAGGAGCUGUGCAAACUCGGGCUCUUCUCAGACGAGGACCGGGCCACGCUGGAGGCCCAAAUCCUGGCGCAGGACGGGGCUAGGGGCAGUUACCGCCAGUGCCCACGCUGCCAGCACCUCGUCCAGCGCCUGGAUCCCGGGACCCUGUGCACCCCUUGCCUGCCUUGCUCCCAGCGGGCUGGGGCCCUGUACUGCUUCUGCUGGGGCUGCCGCACGGAAUGGAGGGACCCCUCAUCCCAUGCUGACUCGCGAUGCCCCCUACAGGCCGCGCUGCAUGACGCCCCCAAGAUCCACGCCCCAAGUUCGUCCGUCCACAGCUGCCCCUCGCUGCGGGCCUGUCCCCGUUGCCACGCCCUCCUGAACCACACCACGCAAGGCUGCCCCAGGGUGGUCUGCCCUGAAUGCAGGUGUUGCUUCUGCUACCGCUGCCUGGGUCUGUCGGGGGGACACCUGCGUUCCUGCCCCAUCGCUGACCCGCAGCUGGUCUGCGGGAGUGGGGACGCGGUAACCCCAACUUCCAGGGGCAGCCCUGGAGUGCCCGGGAUCAUGGGCUUGAUCCUGGGGCUUUGAGGAGGGUGGAUCUGAGACAAGGGGGGGCUGCUUUGACUCCCCUCCCAGGGCUGUCAGGACUCCAGGCAUCGGGGGCAGGAGCUUCCUCUCCCUUUAUCAGUGCAGCACUGGCACAGUGAGGUCCCUGGCAUGGCUGGGGCAUUUAGGUGCCACCACAAUGUAAUGGAAUUGUGUAAGGUAAUUGUGUGUCUGAAUGAGUGAAUCAGAUCGGCAAUGAAUGGACGGGGGGA
Molecule: messenger RNA, 1382 nt
Organism: Chrysemys picta bellii (western painted turtle)
Lineage: Eukaryota; Metazoa; Chordata; Testudines; Emydidae
Source: RefSeq, a predicted model, not a curated record